Molecule: messenger RNA, 6992 nt
Organism: Xenopus laevis (African clawed frog)
Lineage: Eukaryota; Metazoa; Chordata; Amphibia; Anura; Pipidae
Gene: dnajc10.S
Product: DnaJ heat shock protein family (Hsp40) member C10 S homeolog
Exons: 23
Coding region: 137-2527 (796 amino acids)
Biological process (GO): protein folding in endoplasmic reticulum; ERAD pathway; IRE1-mediated unfolded protein response
Cellular component (GO): endoplasmic reticulum; endoplasmic reticulum lumen
Molecular function (GO): oxidoreductase activity, acting on a sulfur group of donors, disulfide as acceptor; protein-folding chaperone binding; misfolded protein binding
Source: RefSeq, a predicted model, not a curated record
UCUUAGUUGGAAAUAUGUAUUAUAGAUUACUGUACAAGGAAGUUUAAUGCUACCAACAGAAACAAUGCUCUUUAUCUGAUUGCGAACAUCCUCUACACAUUUUGUUUGAAAUUCCUGGGAUCUGCUUGAACAAAUCAUGGAACACUCACUCAACACCGCAACCAGCAGCAGUAGCGUAUUAAAAAGGACCAUUUUGUAUUUGAUCCUGAUAUCUCUGGCUGCACUUGUUUACUGUGAUGAUGACUACUAUGAUUUACUCGGCGUAUCAAAAGCAGCAACCAACAGAGAAAUAAGACAGGCCUUUAAGAAGUUGGCUCUAAAAUUACAUCCUGAUAAAAAUAAGGAUCCAGACGCACAUAAUAAGUUUUUAAAAAUAAACCGAGCAUAUGAAGUUCUCAAAGACGAAGAUCUCCGAAAGAAGUAUGAUAAAUAUGGGGAAAAGGGCCUGGAUGAACAAAAUCAAGGAGGAGGAUAUCAGAGCUGGAGUUACUAUCGCUAUGAUUUUGGUAUUUAUGAUGAUGACCUGGAAAUUAUCACUUUGGAUAGAGGAGAGUUUGAUGGUGCAGUCAAUUCAGGAGAGUUGUGGUUCAUCAAUUUCUAUUCACCUGGAUGUUCACAUUGUCAUGAUCUGGCACCAACGUGGCGACAGUUUGCCAAAGAAAUGGAUGGACUCCUUCGAAUAGGAGCAGUAAACUGCGGUGAUAACAGAAUGCUCUGUAGAAGCCAAGGAAUUAACAGCUACCCAAAUCUUUACAUUUUCAAAAGUGGAAUGAAUCCAGUUAAGUACUAUGGAGAGCGUUCCAAAGAAAGACUGGUUAAUUUUGCUAUGCCGUAUAUAUCCAGUACUGUAACAGAGUUAUGGGCAGGAAACUUUAGAAGUUCUAUAGAGGAUGCCUUCUCUUCUGGUGUUGGCUGGCUAAUCACUUUCUGUAGUGAUACAGGAGAUUGCCUAAAUUCACAAACAAGGUCAAAGCUUGCAGGAUUGCUGGAAGGUCUUGUUAAAGUGGGAUGGAUGGACUGUGCUACCCAGGGUGAUCUCUGUGACAAUUUAGAAAUUACUUCUAGUGCUACAGUUUACUUCCCACCUGGUUCCACAUUAACAGACAAGGAGAAUGGUGAUGUCUUGUUUCUUAAUUCUUUAGAUGCAAGAGAGAUCUAUAAAGAAGUGCUUAAUCACCUCCCUGAUUUGGAAACUAUUUCUCCAGAAUCUUUACAGGGCAAGUUAUCCCAUCAUCGCUGGCUUCUUUUCUUUACGUUUGGAACAGAUGAACAAUCUAGUCUUCCAGAGUUCAAGAAGCUGACAGUACACCUCCGUAGUGAACAUGUCCAGGUUGGCAAGUUUGAUUGUUAUUCUAGCCCUUCAAUCUGCAGUGAGCUUUAUAUUCAUAAGCCAUGUGUCGCAGCAUUUAAAGGGAAAGGCAUCAGCGCUUAUGAAAUACACCAUGGGAAAGUGCAGCUUUAUGAUUUGGUUUCUUUUGCCAAAGAAAGUGUCAAUUCCCAUGUCAUUACACUGGGACCCACAAAUUUUCCCGGGAAAGACAGAGAUACUUGGCUUGUUGACUUCUUCGCUCCUUGGUGCCCUCCAUGCCGUGCUUUACUGCCAGAACUCCGGAUUGCAUCUAAACGCCUUUUUGGUCAGAUAAAGUUUGGGACUUUGGACUGUACCAUCCAUGAAGGACUCUGCAAUAUGCACAAUAUUAGAGCUUAUCCCACAACAGUAGUGUUUAACCAUUCCAACAUCCAUGAAUAUGCAGGACAUAAUAAUGCUGAAGAGAUUCUGGAGUUUAUAGAGGACCUUCGUAAUCCUUCAGUUGUGACUCUCACACCCGAAACUUUUCAAUCACUGGUAAGGAAUCGGAGAGGUGAUGAGAUGUGGAUGGUGGAUUUCUAUGCUCCAUGGUGUGGGCCAUGCCAAGCACUAAUGCCAGAGUGGAAACGCAUGGCAAGGCAUAUAAAUGGCCUCAUCAGUGUUGGAAGUAUUGAUUGCCAGAAGUACAGCUUAUUCUGCACCCAGGAACGUGUAAAUGGCUAUCCAGAGAUUCGACUUUAUCCUGCAAAUAUAAAUCCCCAACAUACCUACUAUCGGUAUACUGGCUGGCACAGAGAUUCACAGUCGCUUAGAAAUUGGGCACUUAUGUAUUUGCCUAAAGCAUCUUUUGACCUAACACCAGAAAGCUUUCAUGAACAUGUGAUCAAUGGAAAAGAUAACUGGGUCCUAGAUUUCUAUGCCCCUUGGUGUGGCCCAUGCCAGAACUUUAAUCCAGAAUUUGAAAUCUUAGCAAGAGCUGUUAAAGGUAAAAUUAAGGCUGGAAAAGUGAACUGUCAGGCCUAUGAGCACCUCUGCAAUUCUGCAUCCAUCAGAUCUUAUCCAACUGUUAGGCUGUACCCUUACAAUGGAUCCAAAAAGAAAGAUUAUUUUGGGGAACAAAUAGACUCCAGGGAUGCAAAAGAAAUAGCCCAAAUCAUAACCAAAAGAAUAGAAGCAAUUAAACGAGUGAAGGAAGCAUACAAUAAGGAUGAAUUGUGAUGAACACUAAUGUUGAAGGUAUUUUAGAUUGGACUUUAUUGAUGAAAUUCUGUGGAUCAUUUAUGAAGAGAUUACUAUAGAGAUUAAUGGACAUGCUUGCUGUCUGAGUGCAGCACGAGAAGGAAACGGCUGCUGAAGGGAAGACUUCUUGCCUCUUCCUUUAUUCAACAUCAAAUCACUCAAACUGGGUUUCUCCUCUUCCAUUUUGGAUCUUUUUUCAGAUUUUACAUACAUGUCAUAAUGCUAAACUCAAGUGCAAUUCACCUUCUCACCAACCUGGAAGCACUGUGGCACUAGAGAUAAUAGUAACUCUUCUGUUGAUCUAGAUGCAACUUACUUUGGAAUCCAGCUCUUGGACAUCGAGCAUGUUCUGGUGGAAGGUUAACUCUUAAAGGGAAGUUUAUAGUCUUUAUCUUUUAUCUGUUUAGUUUUUUUUGUGUUUUUUUUUUAUAUUCUGACUGCUUUGCGAACCUAUGGUGGACCACUGACUAGAGGAGAAAGAGAAUGCGACCAUACUAUAGGGACGUAUUUUGGCAUUUGGAUCCUGAUAAAUAACAGGUUGGAGUAGGGUGGAAAAUACAAUUAAUUUUCAUUCUGACAUCAAGAAAUUAGCAUGUUCCAGUGCAGAAAUUGUUAAAUAUGGGAUCCCAGAUAGAUUUUUUCCAUUUAGCAUGGAUAAUGCUUGUUAAAAAUUGUGCUUCAUAAAUCUGCCCCUUAGUUACAUUACAUCAUUCUCCAGUCCUCAUGCUUUGUACUUGGUGGAAAUGCUGUUAUGGGGGAUAUCCUGAUGGAGGUCAUUGUUUGGCGAUAGCUAUCCUUCCUUACCUUAGUCUUAUGGUGCUCUUCAUUGUGCCUUUACUGAAGAGCCAGAGGACUGAUCACUGCUGUUACUGUCUGCUUGGCUGUGAGAUUCUGUCAAUUAAAUCACAUAUGAUACCGGCCAAUCAAGAAAGACCUUUUGCUGAAAUGGAGAACUGUUCUUUUAUAUUUAUUCAUAAAUCAUAUGACUGCCGUCAACAGUGGAAAUUGUGAUUGUAGAAGUGGUGCAUCUAUUAGGGCCAUUGAGUUUGAUGUUAUCCAACCACACUUUUAUAAAAACUUAAUGUAAUUCUGCUAGUAAACUACCCAAUAGCCUCUAAGCUGGGAGAUGAUCUAGGUCUCCUUACUUUCACAUAUGCCAGUCCAACACAAAGGGCCAUGGCAAAUGGGACUGUCUGUUUGAUGAAACAUGGUAGGAUCUUACCCCCCCCCCACAUGCCCAAACGGUGAGGCAAUAGUAAAAUCAGCCUGAUACAUGUACAAUAAUAGUGAGUAUAUGAAGUCAAAAAAGUUCAAAGUAGUAUAAUGUUUUACUUGCACAAAUGCCACCUUUUCCGAUAUUUGCCCCCUCACAUGAGAUUUUUAAGCAAUUAUUUCUGAUACUCUGCCUUUUAAAGCAAGAUUUAUUGGUGGUCUUCUAUUAAAGUCUUUACUAGAUUAUUUCUGUAGCCCUUGUGUUUUUGAACAGUACUGUAAGGAAUGAAACCUGGGUAGGUAUUUAUGACUGGCGAGCCCCUCUGACCUCCUGGGUAUCAGGAACUUGUCCUGUUUAUAUGGUGGUACAUAGAUGCUGUUGUAUUGUUCUAAUCACAAUGAACUAUUUUUAAUAUGUAAAUACUUUUUGCUUUUAUUACAGCUUAUGUCAUCUGCACUCUCAGACCCACCCCAGUGAGCUUUGGUCAGUUGGGGGAGACUGUUCCCUGUAUACAGCAAAGUGGCUUCAAGGUAGUAAGGGCUCUAGCAAUGGGUUAUUGUGAUGGGCAUUCUCAGAGCAGAUGUAUGAAUUAGUCCUUUAACAUAUAGGGACAAAUCCUUUGCGUUCUAUAAGAUGACAAGUGUACAUUUCAUAGGAAAAGGUGGAAUUUUGCAAAUGCAAAUGAAGUGCUUGAUCACCUUAGUAUUUUUGAUUCUGAAUUCCAAGUAUAAAAUACUCUACACCAAGCACCUUGGAUGAGGCUUUUUAAAGGAAUAUGCCUUUGUGCCAAAACUGCUGAUUUCACAUCAAGACCAUUUUGCACAUUUUCUUUCUUGCACAUGUUCUACCUUAGUAGUAUUCUCUUCUAUCUUAUAGCUACCCCGGAUGAUUUCCCUGGGUUACAUUUGCUUUUCCUUUUCCUUUUUUUCGGUUACUGUAACAUCAGGCUCAUUUAUAAACACUGGGCAAAUUUGCACCUGGGCAGUAACCCAUAGCAACCAUCAGUGGCUGGCUUUUUUUCAGCCACCUAUAGUUGGAACAAUGGAAGCAAACCUUGGUUGCCAUGCCCAGUUGCAAAUUUGCCCAUUGUUAAUAAAUGAUCCCUACUGCCACAGCAUUGGAUGAGGAUGCCAUUCUGCUAGACAAGCAUGGAGCCUGCUUUGAUGGUCAGUCAGGGUGAUAUUUAGAGGCCCUUUUAUUCAUUUUUUUCCCCCCAGGUACCCCCUGCCUUGGUUCAGACUUGGUGCAUAUGCAGUAAAGAAAUCUGGUCCCUCCCAGUGAUUGUUUGUUUCCUUCUCCUUUAAACAUUCAGGAGCUUUUCAGCGGUGCAUUUAUUCCCCCCCCCCCAUGUAAUUUGUUUCAUGUUUGUACGAUUACACCAGGAACACUUUAUAAAGUUGAGUUCAUGUCGUGUCGCUGCUAGAUUUCAAUAAUCAUUUUUUAUUUUUAUGGGAUUUUGAAGACUUGGUGUAAUGAUUAUUACCUCUCUCCCAUGUAUAUAUGCAUUGCUUCACGUUUCUCGCUGUUUCUGUUCUGCCUUCAAACGAAGUUAAGUGUUAAUUAACUUGGGUUUGUUUUCAUGAUACACUUAACUAAUACAGCUAUAAUCCUCUGUUAUAUUGUUACUAGUCUUUUGGUUUUAUUUUAAUCAUUUUGUGGCUAAAAGAAAACAAACCCCCUCACUUCACAGCGAGUAUUUCUGGCCAUUCCUCCAAAUCCUCCCUGUUUCCUUUGCCUGUUAAAAAAACUAGAGUAGCGCCAUGUUGUAGCCCUGAACCCUUAUCUGUAACCAACAUUGUGCAUCUGUAGUUGAAGCUGUUCCAGACUUGAGUUGACCUGAGCACGCUCCACCUCUGAAAUGACUUCUGAGUGAAGAUGUAGCUCUGAUGAGAGAAGGAAGGGCUGGCCAGAAAUACUAUUCAUGUGAGGGUUUGUUCUUCUUUAAGUUGGCAGAUAUAGAAAAACUGGCAAUAGCUGGGUACCUGGGAACUUGCCAAAUUGAUGAAAUUUGUUAGCUAUACUUUAGAAUGUUCUUGUUCUGAGAUUGUCCAAAACCAGCAACAUGACUGAUCACUAGGAGUUAAAGUGAAAACCGGCAAAUGAAUAUUGUAUGUUGAAUUUAGUCUACAGGCCUAGAGGUUCAGCAAUGAUCCAGGCCUUCCACAGCAGCCCUAUCUUGUGUCAUAUUGGACUAGCUUUUGAGUGUCGAUGGCACUGCACAUGCUCAGUGUGCUCUGGGCAGCUGUGGAGAAGCUAAGCUUAGGAAGUUAUCAAGAAGAAAACUGAUGGAACGGGGCUGGUGUUCCAUUUUGAUGCAGAAUGCACUGGUUUCUAAUUACUAUGAUUUACUAUCUUGUAUUGAGACAUUUAUAUUCUAUAUACACAUUGUAUUGUGAGUCAGCUCAGUAAGUGACAGCAGCACAGCGCAUGUGCAGGGAAUCAGCAGAAAAGAAGAUGGGGAGCUACUAGGGCAUCUUUGGAGACACAGAUCUUCCCUAAUAAAGGAAUGUGGUGUAUUGGGCUGGUACAGAAGCUUAAAUGUAAUGCAUUAUUUCUGCCCUAUUUCUUUGUUCAGCUUUAGUUCUCCUUCAAAUGGGCCCCCUUGUGUUUAUUUCCCCUUGCAGUCGUAAUAUAAAGCAUGACUUUAUCUACUUAAUUACUGUAGGUUGUAUCACUACCUAUAUAUUUUAUUAUAAGUAGUGCUGUUGGACUUAAAACAGCUGAUUUAAAGACGUAGGCGUUUCUAGGAACUGCUUAAUAUAAAGGGAUAUGGAUAUAUUCAAAUUUACAUUUAGUAUGGCUUUUUUUUUUUUUUGCUUUUUUUUGCUCUACAAAUUUUUUAAGUACAUAAAAUGACAUUUUAAAACUCCUGUGGAGUUGCUUCCCUGCAUUAAACAUUUUCUCCUCUGUGUCUGGAAGCUGGAAUAGCAUUUAAAAAAGAAACUUCAUAGAGAGACAGUGUAAAACCGUCAAAUAUGGAUUAAAAAUGGUCACUGUUUAUUUACAAUGAAUCAAUAAACUGAUGUUAGAGCAAGAAAGUCUCUAUUAUAUGGAAAUGUUGUGAUAUGGUCACCUUGCGACUUAAUGUCUUGAUUAGAAGUUGAAAAGGGCGUUCAUGUUUUAAAUGUUACAUAAAAACGCGUUCAAUUCGUUCUGUUAUAUUGUUUUUUUCUAUUUUGACAAAAUCUGUUUUGAAGAGUGUUUUUAAUAAAAUUGUAAAUAUUUCAAAAA